Striga hermonthica is the source of this 342-nucleotide messenger RNA. Lineage: Eukaryota; Viridiplantae; Streptophyta; Magnoliopsida; Lamiales; Orobanchaceae. The record is from the annotation of a GenBank genome assembly.
AUGGCACGCCAAGUGAUUGCUGUUGCUCUCAUCUUGAUCGCCGUGUUUGCGGCGGUGGCUUCCGCCCAAUCCUCACCGAGCAGCUCCCCAUCGUCAGCGCCGGUCUCCCCUAAGGCAGCGGCUCCCACCACCCCAUCGAAGCCGAGUGCCGCCCCAGAGGAAGAGCCCUCAUCACCUCCCGUCCUCACUGAGGCAGCCACUCCAUCUAGUGCUCCCGCCGCCGCCACCGGCGAGGCACCCAGCCCGACCGAAAUUGCCGACACGCCCACUGCCGGUGCCACGUCCCUGAAGAUUUCCACCGCCGUUGGUGCCGCUGCGGCUGCCGGAUACUUUUUCAUCUAA